AUGUCGCCCAGCUGUGAAUCGGAGUACAGCGCGGGCUUCCGGGGCUUCGCCGAAGCGUCGGGGGCCCGGCUGGCGGACCUGGCGAACCGCCUGGAGCUGCUGGCGCCGCAGCUGGCCCUGGCGGAGCAGCAGCUGGAGACCUGCCGCGGACGCCAAGGCCGCUAUUUUGACAUCCAGCUCAAGAUGCAUGAUUACAUGGUCUCCACUGGAUUCACACUGGAGCCAAAGCAAGGGACGCCUUUCGACCGAGUGCUGCCCUUCGGCCUUUGCGCGCCACCACAGUGCGCUGACCAGCUCGGAGAAGUGGUGGUGCCUCGUUUCUUGGGCUAUGUCCUCCAAGUGAACCACUCCAUGGGAGUUGCCACUCCCGAGGUGCUCAGAGCACACGAGCUGGCGAGCUGGCAGGAGAUCUCUCUGGACUUCGCUAUCUUGGGCAUCAAUCGCUGUGGUACCACGUCGCUGCACUUCAACCUGGGACAGCACCCAGAGAUUGCCUUCAUGCGACCGGAUGGGGAGGACACAUUCCUGUUUCGGCACAAGAGCAUCCUGCCGCGUAGAGAGGAUGUUGAGGUGUUUGGGUCGCGCUACGAGACCCACGGGACCCACGGCCUUCUUGGCUACCGCCACUCCGGCCUGUAUUCCAAUGCCAGGCUGCUGCAUGGGCUGCAGAGAGUUCGGCAUCUUCGGGGGAUCCUCAUCCUGUGUGAGCCGAUGGGUCGCUUGGAGAGAUUCUUCCUGGUGGACCACAUGUGGCGGUGCUAUGGCAACGAGGCCACGGCAGCCAAGUAUCGGCCAGGCCCAAUGGAGCUGAAGGACCGGCCACCCCGGUGCUGGCGAAGCGUCGCGGAAGCCCUGGAGGACGUGGCCGGGGGGUUUUUGUCCGAGGAGCACCGGCGGCAGCUGCAAACCAACCCGGAGGCAAUGAAGCAUCCGUUGCUGGAGCGCUACCAUUUCGGCCAGCUGCUGCCAGGCUUGCUGGAGCUCUUCGGCGAUCGGCUGCUUCUUCUGCACCAGGACGCGUUGGCAGAAGCUCCGCGCCAGACCUACGAUCGCCUGGCGCGGUUCCUGGGGGCGGCGCCCUUCCCCGCCGAUGCCAGGUUUCCGCGGAGGAACGUGCUCUCCGGUCCUCGCACUGAUUUAUGCGACAAUGCGUCACUGGUGCACCACUUCAAGCGCCUCCUGGAGCCCGAAUACCAGGCCAUUGAGGAGGCACUGGUGAUGACUGGUGAGGCCAUCCCCCGAGAUUUGCGCGCCAGGAGGGCGGGACGAGACAUCAAGCCGAGAGCCGAGAGCUCGCUCGUUAUUCCCAUUUCCGCCAUGGCGAUCAGCAACAAGAAGCUCCAGAAGAUUAUGACGCUGCCGAUCAAUCAGAUCUUCAGAUAUCUUCAGAACAGAUCUCGUGUGCAGGUGUGGCUUCACGAGCAGGCAGAUCUGAGGAUCGAGGGCCGCAUCCUGGGUUUUGACGAGUACAUGAAUCUUGUUAUUGAUGAUGCGGAGGAGAUCAUGGUGAAGAAGAAGACUCGCCGUGCUAUCGGCCGCAUCUUGCUGAAGGGCGACAACAUUUGUCUCAUGAUGAAUACCGGGGCCUAG
Molecule: messenger RNA, 1590 nt
Organism: Effrenium voratum
Lineage: Eukaryota; Dinophyceae; Suessiales; Symbiodiniaceae
Source: the annotation of a GenBank genome assembly